Aspergillus bombycis is the source of this 1335-nucleotide messenger RNA. RefSeq names its product putative acetylornithine aminotransferase. The transcript is spliced from 5 exons. Gene Ontology annotation, molecular function: pyridoxal phosphate binding; identical protein binding; L-ornithine transaminase activity. Lineage: Eukaryota; Fungi; Ascomycota; Eurotiomycetes; Eurotiales; Aspergillaceae. The record is from RefSeq and is a predicted model, not a curated record. Bases 1 to 1335 code for a protein of 444 amino acids. Gene Ontology annotation, cellular component: cytoplasm.
AUGGCGUAUAAACAAGGUGAACCGCUGUCGACUGUGACGCGUGACCUCCUGCGCGAGGAAGAAACCUAUACUGCUGGAGGCUUCGGCCCCCUUCCCGGUUUCAUCGUCUCAGGGAAGGGCUCGACGAUGAGGGACGUGGACAACCAGGAUAUUAUCGAUUUUGCGUGUACCAUGAGUGCGGUGAAUUUGGGCCACAGCCACCCGAAAGUGACCGCAGCGGUAGUAGAGUCCCUCCAAAAUGUCUCUCAAACAAACAUUGCCAUUCAUAAUGCCAAAUGGCCAUCGCUUGCCAAAAGGCUAUGCCAAAAGUUGGGCUAUGACAAAGUCGCCGCAAUGACCUCCGGUGCUGAGGCCGCGGAUUCAGCAGUCAAGAUUGCGUGGAAAUGGGGUAUCGCGCGGAAAGGGAUUUCGCCGAUGGAUGUGACCGUCCUGGGCUGUUCCGACAAUUAUCAUGGCCUCACGUCUGGCAUUUGGCCCAUCAUGAACCCAGGCUGUGGCCAAGAGGGCUACGGCAUCAGCAGCAAGCAGGUGACCAAUCGAAAUCCCAAAACUGGCGCAUUGCUUCGUUACGGCCACGUAGAAGAUUUCGAGGCGGUUUUAAGUGACAUGCAUUCCGUCGUGGCCGGCAUUAUGAUGGAACCUAUCCAUGGAACCUUGAGAACUUUCGAACAAGAGAUCCAAUUUGCUACAAGCGUUCGCCAGCUAUGUAAGAAAUAUAACAUCCUCUUCAUCUCGGAUGAAGUGCGGAUGGGGUCAGGCAAAACCGGCCGGUUUCUCUGCUCUGACUGGCUUGGUACUGAAAACAAGCCCGACAUGAUUACCCUCGGAAAGUCCAUCACAGGUGGAGCGUACCCAGCUUCUUAUGUCCUGGGGUUCAAUGAAACCAUGGACCUGAUCGAACCCAACCAAGUGGCCAGUACCUUUGCCAUGUCGCCCGCAGGUACCGCGGCAACGCUUGCCGCACUGUCCGUCUACGAGGACGAGCAGCUGCUACAGCGAGCCACAGUCAUCCAAGAACGAUGGAUGGCGAUCACAUCAAACUGGAACCACCCCUUCCUUCGCUUCUGCACUGCUCGCGGGGCCGACCUGUGCAUUAUGUUCAAGGACCACAUGGGCGAUGUCACACCUCGACGAGUGGCAAGGCUUGCAUACCAGAAAGGGGUUCUGGUGUACCCUCAAAGUCCUCGAAUCCGUAUUAGCGUGGCUUUGACAAUUACAGAUGAGGAGCUGGAUAAGGGGAUGAGGGCCUUAACUGAGGUUAUGGAUGAGAUCGCUUUUUACAGGGAGAUUCCCGGCUCUACACACAGGGUAGACGAUAUAUCCGCUGGUUUUUAG